Messenger RNA from Leptinotarsa decemlineata (Colorado potato beetle), 3479 nucleotides. RefSeq lists its product as uncharacterized. The record is from RefSeq and is a predicted model, not a curated record. Gene Ontology annotation, molecular function: acireductone synthase activity. Lineage: Eukaryota; Metazoa; Arthropoda; Insecta; Coleoptera; Chrysomelidae.
CGAAGUUCACCAUAUCGUCGUAUACCACCUGCAAGCAGAAGCUUGUAGACGUUAUUUCUUUGAUUCACGUUUCAAACACUGCAAUUAUUUGCAAAAGGUCGCAAACAAAUUGAAAUAAAUAGUGCUAGUCAUUUACGUAUCACCAAGAACACAAAAUGAGUACAGAAAAUGCGUCUGCUGCUCUGAAUUUGGAGAAUUGCAGAGUGGUUUUGCUGGAUAUUACCGGCACAGCUAUCUUUGUCCACAGGGAACCUGAUUCUAAAGAACCAGCAGACGUCUACGAUGAUGUUCCUGAUGCUUUCGAAUCGUGGGCUAAGACUUGCAAGGUUGCCACAUAUUCUUCGGAGGAAUCUCAAACUGCGACAGCUCAGAAGUCUCUGUUCUCCAGUAUACCCAAAGGAAGCCUUACAUCCCACAUCACUACAUAUUUUGACAAAACUAUCAAUGAUGAAUCUCCGGCUGUCAAUUUCUGUAAAGUCGCAUCAGAAAUGUCGGUAAAUGUUGAAGAGAUCGUUUUCAUCACUAGUAACGUUGAGGGUGUUAAAUCUGCCAAAUCAGCUGGUUCAGUCCCAGUCUUCAUUUCCAGAGACGGUAAAGAUUCUCUCCCGCAAGAAAUUGCGAAAGAAAUUUCAUCAGUAUCAACUCUCAAAGACAUUGUGUUCAAGCAGUUGAAGCGCAAAAGCGAAGAUGAAACCGUCAUAGAGGAACCACCAACCAAAGUUGCCAAAACUGAAAGUGUUCCAGAAAGCACACUGCCCUCUCACACAGCAAUGGAAGAAACACCUUCCGAAACAGUUCCUGCAGUUGAAAAAGUUGAGGAUGAAAGCAUGGAAGUUGAUACCCCAGAACUGGAAAGCGACUCAAAAGUUGAAGAAAAAGCAACUGAGGUUGCUGAACAAGGGAAGCCAACAGAACAAGAAAAACCAGUUGAACCAGCAGCUGAAGAGCCAGAAAAUGUUGCUCCUAAAAAAGAUGUAGAAGAAAAGGUUCCUGAACAAUCUGAAAAAGCUAAAGAACCCAAUGAGUCAGAAAAGACUGCCGAACCUGAGAAGGGGACUGAACCAGAGAAGUCUGUUGAAGAAAAGAAGGCUGCUGAACCUAAGAAGGGUGUAGAACCCGAGGCGGCUACAGAACCUGAAAAGGCUGCUGAAACCGAGAAGGCUUCUGAAACUGAAAAGGCUGCAGAACCUGAGAAUGCAGUUGAACCCGAAAAGGCUGCUGAUUCUGAAAAGGCUGUAGAACCUGAGAAAGCUGCCGAUCCCAAAGAGGCUGCAGAACCUGAGAAAGCUGCCGAUUCCGAAAAGGCUGCAGAACCUGAGAAGGCUGCCGAAUCCGAGAAAUCUACUGAACCUGCGAAGGUCGAGGAACCCAAAAAGGUUAAGGAAUCUGAAAAAGUUGUGGAAUCUGAUAAGGUUGCUGGACCCGAAAAGAUCGCUAAACCUGAGGAGGUAGCUGAAACCGAAACAGAAACUAAAAAACAUGUUGAAUCAGCAGAGCCCAUAAAAAUGGAAUGUGAGAAAGUGUUAGAAUCCGAAAAAUCUGCAGAGACUGAAAAUCCCACAGAACCGAAACCUGCUGAAACAGAAACGUGUACCAAAGCAGCAGAAUUAGAAGAAAAAAUGGAGGAACCUGCCAAAGUGAUUGAACCAAUUCCUGAAAAGACUGAAGAAUCGAAGAUAGCCCAAAGUACUGAAGAAUCUCCGAUGGAUUGCGAUGACUGUUCUGAAACUGCAAAGACUGAUAACAAAAAUGAAAACAAUGAAUGUACUGAGGAAGCCAACGCUAAGAAAGAUGAGAAUAAAGUAGAAGUAGAAAAAAUGGAAGAAGACUCCCCACCACAAGAAGAUAAUAAGGUAGAAAAGAAAACAGAAGUAACCGAAAUGGAGACGAGUAGUUCAACCGAAGUGAUUGAGGAUGAAAGUAAGAAAGAGAAAUUGGUCUGUGAUAAAGUAUUAGAAAAAAAAUCAGAGGGUGAAGUGGAAACAGAAGAAAGUAAAAAAGAAGAAAAAAUGGAUGAGAGCAAAAAAGAAGAGGACACUAGGAUAGAAGACACGAGAGUAGAGACAAAAACAGAAGAGAAACCAGAGAAGACUGAAGAAAAACUAGAAGAGAAAACUAAUAGGCAACCAGAGCCAACUACAACAGAAGUGAAAUCAGAUGAACAGACUGAGUCCAAACCGGAGGAGAGAAAAGCUGAAGAUAAAUCAGAAAAAAAGACUGAGGAAAAAUCGGAGGUGAAAUCUGAAGAAAAAUCAAAUGAAGCGAAAGAAGAGAAAAAAGUAGAACAGGAAACAAAGGAAGAGGCCAAAGUAGAGGAAUCGAAAAAAGAUGAAGUUGCAGCAAAUGGGGUAGAUAAGAAAGAUGAAGUGAAAGAAAAUGGGGAGAAGACCGCUGAAAAAGAAAAUAAAAGCGAGCUUGCCAAUGGUAUCGAGAAGGAGAUUGCAAAGAACGGCGAGUCCUCGGAGGAAACAGAAGAAAAGAAACAAAAUGGCGAAUCAAGCCAGUCCGAAAGCAACGUAGAAGAUAUCAAAGUGAAAAAAAUUGACGAGGCGUCUGAAGGUGCGCCUCCUGUGAGUGUCGAAGUGUAAUUGUUCAUAUUUUAUAUGUUUGGAUGUAAUUGUAAUGUUGUAGUAUUCAGUUUUUUACCUUAUUUAUUAUUUACAAGGAACUCUCUCGUUUAGGUAGGUGCUUUUUUGGUUGUACCGCUUUGUACAGGGUGUUUUAGAGGGAGUGUUUCUAGAUCAAAGAAGGUAGAGUUGCUGUACAUUUCACUCCUUCGGUCAACUGUUUUACCGCUUUGAGGGAUUUUUGUAUUCUUUCUAUCUUUGCUGUUGUGAUCCAAAUUGUUCCUGAUAGUUCUUUAAAAAGUUCUUCCAAAGCGAAAGUGCCAAGUGAUGAGCGAAGACUGGAAUACGAAAAGACUAAAAUUGGCAUUUAUAUAUUUUUGAAUUUAGUAUUAUUUUGCGAUCUAUUUAAUUGCUGUCAAGACUGGAUCUUGUAUUUCACUGUACAGGGUGUUGAGUGGGUUAGUUUUCUGCACAAAGAUAUUUCAUAUUGAAGUAUCAGAAGCCAGUACCGUGGACUCUACCACCACUCCCUGGGUCCUGUAUAACACUUUAGUUGGAUUUCUGUGUAUGCCCGAUAUUUUUUUUUGGCACCCUGUACGUGUAUUUUGUUUUUCCAGUAUUUGUACUUAGUUUCGAUUCGUAUAGCAUUCCGCCACGUUGACUGUUCACUUUCUUCUGUUCAAAAUACUCAUUAGAUCUGAACUGUUUUUUUUAAAUAAAUUUCUAACUCGAUUUGUGAUAUACCGCUGAACAAGCGAAUUUCAUUGACCAUCACAAUAAGUUUUUUAUUUUUUUUGUGUUACUUGUUAGAUGUAAGUAUUAUUUUGGUGUACAGGCCUAUAACGGUAUAUGGCUGCAACUUCUUGUAUACGUUCAAGCACCAUAUUAAAAGUUUUGUAGCGUUCUAUUCAA